Molecule: messenger RNA, 1266 nt
Organism: Populus nigra (black poplar)
Lineage: Eukaryota; Viridiplantae; Streptophyta; Magnoliopsida; Malpighiales; Salicaceae
Product: ATP synthase subunit gamma, mitochondrial-like
Exons: 9
Coding region: 111-1085 (324 amino acids)
Biological process (GO): proton motive force-driven ATP synthesis
Molecular function (GO): proton-transporting ATP synthase activity, rotational mechanism
Source: RefSeq, a predicted model, not a curated record
AAAAGACCCACACACCCGAGGCUGAGCUCACUCGCAGUCGAUAAUAAAUUUUCGAUCUAACAACAAAAACAACCGCUUCUAGGGUUUGGCCGGAAGAAUCAUUUACAGCAAUGGCGAUGGCAGCUGCUUUGAGACGCGAAGGAAGGAGAUUUGCCUCCCCUCUCAUUUCCCCUCAACCAAUCACCCCCGUCCGAUCCGCUCUCAUCCCCGAGGAGCAUGUCCCUCUUGGAGUGCGUUCCAUUUCAACUCAAGUUGUUCGGAAUCGGAUGAAAAGUGUCAAGAACAUUCAGAAAAUUACGAAGGCUAUGAAGAUGGUUGCAGCCUCAAAGUUGCGAUUAAUUCAAUCUAGAGCUGAAAAAUCUCGUGGCCUAUGGCAACCAUUUACUGCGCUUCUUGGAGAUACUCCUAGUGUUGAUGUAAAGAAGAAUGUGAUUGUCACCGUAUCUUCGGACAAAGGUCUGUGUGGUGGAAUUAACUCUACAGCAGUCAAGGUCAGCAGGGCCAUUAACAAGUUGACUUCAGGUCCUGACAAAGAAGCUAAAUUUGUCAUCUUGGGAGAAAAGGCAAAGGUGCAGUUGAUACGUGAUUCAAAAAAGAGCAUUACAAUAUGCAUGACAGAGUUGCAGAAGAAUCCUCUGAAUUAUACCCAGGUCUCUGUUCUGGCAGAUGACAUUUUAAAGAAUGUGGAAUAUGAUGCUUUGAGGAUUGUCUUCAACAAGUUCCAGUCAGUAGUCUCAUUUCUUCCAACUAUGACAACUGUAUUAUCUCCUGAGGUUGUGGAGAGAGAGGCUGAAUCUGAUGGGAAGCUUGGUGAUCUUGAUUCCUAUGAGAUUGAAGGUGGUGAAACAAAGGGUGAAAUACUUCAGAAUCUUGCCGAGUUCCAGUUUUCUUGUGUUCUGUUCAAUGCGGUAAUGGAGAAUGCUUGCAGUGAGCAAGGUGCAAGAAUGUCUGCUAUGGACAGCUCAAGCAGAAAUGCUGGAGAUAUGCUUGAUCGCCUGACACUGACUUAUAACAGAACUCGUCAAGCAUCUAUCACAACGGAGUUGAGUGAGAUUAUAUCCGGAGCAGCUGCACUGGAGGGUUAAAAUUGAAGAUAUCAUGCCUCUGGUUUUGCAGACAGUGACGAAUAAGAUAUUAUCAAUGGCUUGGAACUUCAUGGUGCUAUCUUUUGAGGUUUUUGUUUAGCGACUAUAAUAAUCCCCCAGCAUUGUUUUCUGUUUUUGGGAAUUAAAAAUAAAGUCCAUGAUGGAUAACGGUUUAUUUUUA